This is a messenger RNA of Melanotaenia boesemani (Boeseman's rainbowfish), 4030 nucleotides long. RefSeq names its product transmembrane protein 125. Bases 1930 to 2628 code for a protein of 232 amino acids. The transcript is spliced from 3 exons. The record is from RefSeq and is a predicted model, not a curated record. Lineage: Eukaryota; Metazoa; Chordata; Actinopteri; Atheriniformes; Melanotaeniidae.
GUCUCGCGCGGCCACACCUGCAUUAAACGGGGGAAGUCCGUCCGGCGAACAGACAGAGAGACGGUGAAGCUGUAAGGAAAGCGGAGGCAAGAGGCUGAACAUCCACAGCAUCCAAAUGCAAUACCCCUAACCCUAUGAGCCAAAGGGAGUAAAGAUAUGCGCCGACAGGCGUUUGUGAGACUUUGUGGUCGUGUUCACACGCUGGGGAUUAAAAGGAAACGGAGCAGCGCGGUGCGGAACAAGCAUCCAGACUGGACAGCUGAGCGCGCAGGUUUUCCCAUGUGAUCCAUGACAGUGAGGACAGUGAUACUGACUCAACCAUUGUCUCCUCUCUGUUUCCGGACAAAGUGAGGCUUCCAGAGUGCCUCGGCUGUCCAUUGUGACUGGAAGAAAAAAAAAAAAAAGAAAAAUCCAGCUUGUCUGCAUAAAGACUUAUUCAGCAUCAUUCCUCUUGACCAGCCAGAGAGCUACCCCAGUGGUGAAAUUUCAGCAUCAUCUUUAGCCCCCCAGCAUUUCCCUUAUCCCUAUCCAUCUCCCUCAGCCCCUUGUCUUCUUUUCCCACCUCAACUUCAGUCUCAGCCCCAUUCAGAGUCCCACAUGACAGCUCAGAAACAUCCGUUACCCUCCCACUCUACAAGAGCCUUCUUUCCUUUCCCUCCAGCCCCUGUGGCGCUUGGCACCAGUGCCCAUCACAUAGACAGAUGGAGCCAACCCUGACCCCUCUCCUCGCCUGUGGGGACGCCGAAAGAAUCAACGCCUGACUUGGGGAGAGGGGGUGAGUGCGAGCGUGAAGGGAAAGACAGGAAGGGGCGAAGCAUUGCUUUGUCACCCCAGCAACACAUUUCACUAACUCCCAUGUUCUCCUCUUCAGCUGUACCAAAACGCACACAGCAGCAAAUUCAGCAGCAAGAGCAAAAAGACAUCAUGCUUUCCUCCUGACAUGUUUUUGUUUUUACUAUUUUGCAGAGAUAUUUUCUUUCGUCUUCUCCACACAGGAAUGAAAUAGGAAAUAUAAGAAUCACCAUUUUAAGGAAACAGGAAACCACAGAUGUUGAAAAAAAGCCUGUUGUUCAGUUUAAAGUCUUGAGCUGACGUUUCUCCGAACACCAAAGAAGUUUCACUCUAAAUGCACACUUCAGAAUCUCUUGUGCAUCUGAGACCCAGUUGAAAAGUUGCAGUCACCAGGCAAAAGCAAGUCAACCCUAGAGGGGGAUUUUUUUCAUCAUUGUGCUCCACACACCUGAGAAAAGAAGAAAAAAGACUUCCACAGCAGCAAAAAGGAAAUACCUGCGAGACUCCAGUCAAAGCUACCUCAGGUGUGCCUUUAACGUCUAUAAACCGCAACGUCCAGCAGUGAACCUUUUCUAUCAGUUCGAACGUGCACUUUGUGUCGGGACGUUCAAGACUGAAUGUCCCUACAUUUGUGUUUUAAACAAUAAGCAGGGUUGGAGUUUUUCCUGCUUUCUUUCCUUGGAUUUUACCUUCUCUGCUGAUAAGCACAUAAUGCCAAUUUUGAAGUAGCCACGCAUCAACGAUAAAAUGAAGCACUAAUAGCUGGUGAAAUGAAUUCAGCUGGCCAACAUAACAGAGGGGGGAAUACCGGCGUCCCAAAGCUACCCAGGUGACUGUUGCCACACUGAAGACCUAAACUGGAAACUCUGCUACCGUUUGGAUUUUUAGCUUUGAAUACUGAUGCAGGAGGAACAAUUUGUAUCCAGUGAGUGUGAGCUAUAAAGAUUUUCAUUCCUACAGAAGCAACAGACCAGAACUAACUUUGUGGAACCCUUAAUACACAGUGGUGCAGAUAAAAGCACAAAACACAAAGCUCAAUCAAGUCUGUUUGGACAUCUGGGGACUGAAGUUAUCUGUGGAUUCUGCUGUCUCUGUGUUGGCAUCAUCUUUAUUCAGCAAGCUGGGAGAGGCAUCAGCAUGCCAGAGCUGGACAAUUUCCCCCCCCUGAACGAACCCAGAGGUCCUGAUGUGGGCCUCAAUGCUCCAGCAGACCCAGCUCAGAUUCAGCACAGCAUCCUGGAGGAGCAGGUGGAGCUGUGGUGGUUCAGAGAUCCAGGGAAGUCUUUACUCUGCUAUUGUAUUGCUGUGCUUCUAAUUCUUGGCUGUGGACUGGGUGGCGUCGGCCUUCUCUCCACCACCACCAGUGUUUCAAGUGAAUGGCGGCUGGGUGCAGGCACAGCCCUGUGCCUACUAGCCUUGGGGGUCCUGCUGAAACAGCUGCUCAGCUCAGCUGUGCAGGACAUGAAUUGCAUUCGAAGCCGACAGCGGAUUGACAUGCUAAAGAGUGGCGGUUUGUCCGACCUUGUAGUGGUUUUAAUUACGGGACUGUCGCUGUUGAUUUGUGGAGGGGUUCUUCUCCGCCUGGCCCUGGCUAACCACAUGCCAAAACCUGGCCAAGCCCUUAAUGACAUGUACAUCUCUGGAGUGGUUUUGCUAGCUGGAGGGGGAGCAGCAGUUGUGGGUGUUGCAAUAUACUUUGUUGUGGUCAUCCUGCUUGAGAGGACAAGGCAUGGACAAAGGCUUGUGGACCGGGUUUUGAAUAUCUUUACUGUGUCAGGACACAUGAACCAACAAGCUCGCAGAGAGACGACCUCCAGCUUGGCUAACCUUAUAUGAGACGCAACCACACUGGAGCUGUGUAUUUUGCCCCAUGGCUCAGCUUAAUUAGAACAGGCUUCAUGCCCAAAUAUUUCAAGGAAACUGAUUAAAACAAUAUUCACACCUUACAUGCCUCACCAGAUGGCUAAACUAUGGAUGAAACAAAAUGAGUGGAAUUUGGAACAUUUGCUUGGUAGGUGUGUUAGCUGUAGGCAGUUAAAUAUCGGUCACAGAAUGAGGGGAAAAAAAGGUAAUUAAAGAAUUGAUCACAAGGAUGAUUAAAGUGCUAAAAUUCCAACUUCACCUUCAUGUAGCCAGCAAUUUAUGUUCAGAAAAUCCUUGAGAUGUGGCAAAAUUUGUGUCUUUAUAACGAGCCUGACCAUUCAUCCAAGAGUGUGUACCCCACCUCUUCCUGACAGCCAUUAACACAAAGGCACAAAUAAGACUUUUCUUUUUUUUUAAAGUGGUAUUUAAGUACUUCUUGGAUAUUCAGAAAUAAAAAAGCACAGAUUUAAUCUCAGAAAUGAUUCAACACACUGUAUUAGAACAAAAUGAAACUGUGAUGGAAGAUGAGCCUGUGAGUGAACAAUUCAUUGCUGUCAUGGAUUAAACACAAUUUUAAAAGAACCUACAACAGAUUUAUCUUGUCUUAGAGGUGACAUGAGGUUGUUAGAGGGCUCGUUUAAUUUGGAACGCAGCACAUUUCAGAUAAUGUAUGUGUUACAUCUAUAAUCCGUCCUGUCAAAGUGACCUUGUACUACAUAUCUGACUUUACCGGCUCGAUGGCUGCAAGCUGCUGUGGAUAAGAGCAGCAGCUGAAAUACAAAUGGCAAAAAUAUGGAAUGCAUUAUAGGUGAAACAGUAUAAACAUGGAAAAAGUCAUAAUAUCAAAUGUAAUAUCCAUCUCACUCUCUGUGCCCAUGUUUACACAAAGAUGCUAGCAUAUACAGCCGAUGUAUUUGAGAGCAUUUUUGGUCAUAUGUAAGGCUACAUCAAUUUAUUUCCUCAAUUUCAUAUUAAUUUCAAUUAACUCAAGCAGUACAACAACAGUUACUGUGACAGACUCUCAGAACAUCACUGUAACAUUGAGCUGCUUGUACAUAGAACAGAAGACAACAUGAUUGUUGGACAAUGAGUCCAUCUCAUGCCAUUUUAGAAUGUAUUGAUAAUGUGUGUAUUUGCAACACAGUUUUAUUUCAACUGUAAAUCUUGCAGCAUUUUUUUUAAUCCAGUGUUAAUCAGUGUUUUUGAUACUGUCACUGCAUGAUAUUCCUAUGUGUGUUGUAAAACGAUCAUCAUGUUGUGAAAGUAGUGAAGAAAGAUCAACCAAACAUACCUUCAUCUCAUUGGUUUGACUGUGCGGAUCAUUUUGUUCUCAACUUUCCUCAAAGUUUUACCAUUAAAUUUUGGAUAAACCCUA